Dentiscutata erythropus is the source of this 1719-nucleotide messenger RNA. The record is from the annotation of a GenBank genome assembly. Lineage: Eukaryota; Fungi; Glomeromycota; Glomeromycetes; Diversisporales; Gigasporaceae.
AUGUCUGAAACGUCCGAAAUGGAGUUACUACCUGGCGCAAAAACCGAGUCUGGAAAGGAAUUGCUUUCUGAAGGGAAAUUUGAAACGUCUGAAAGAGAAUCAAUGUCAGCCACAGGUCUUCCUGAAAAUAAAAAACGAAUACAUGACACAGAUGACUAUAGUUAUACUCUUGAUGACUCAAAAAGGCGAAGGAGAGAGGGAUCUGAAACGCCUGAAACACAGUCUCCCAAAUCAACAACAGCUUCAAUUUCACCUACUGCAACAUCAGAGAGAGACUCCACGACACCAACAUACUCUUCUAAUUAUAUGACAUCCUCUUUUUACUCGCCACUAGCAUCACUUUUUCCUAAAUCCGGAAUGUCUGCAUUGCAUCUAAAUGAGUCACAAAAGACUGCUCUGGAUAGAGCAAAGUCCUUUGCAAGAGAUAUACAAGCAACACUGCUAAAAUCAGCUGGAAGAGAUAGCUCACCACCACGUUUACCUUCUCUUUUUUUAUCAUCUAAUCCUGGAUUGGCUUCCGGAAUAGAUCCUCGUUCUCUUUCCGUUUUAUCACGUAUUUAUGUUGGCUCGAUAAAUUUUGAACUUACCGAACAACAUUUGCGCGUUGUAUUCGGCCAAUUCGGUUCAAUCAAGAGUGUUAGUAUGUCUUUAGAUCCUCUCACCGGAAAACAUAAAGGUUUUUGUUUCAUUGAAUUUGAAACACCGGAAGGUGCUUCUUUGGCUCUUGAAUCUAUGAACGGAGCCGAAUUAGGUGGAAGGCAGCUUAAAGUUGGGAGACCUAAUAACUAUACUGCUGCUACUGCCGCUGGUUUAUUACCACCUCCAAAAACUCGAAUAUACGUUUCUAAUGUUAACGAAUAUGUUAGUGAAGAUGAUUUGUUGAGUAUCUUUGAGUCAUUCGGUAAAAUUAUUCACUGUGCUCUUUUGCCGGACCUUAUAACAAGAAAGCACAAGGGAUAUGGACAAUCAAUCACUCCAGCAUCGUUCAGUAAUGAACUGUCCAUACUUUCGUUGAUAUUGGCACCACCGCUUGGACCGUCGACAUGGCUGUUCAUUGAAUUUUAUGAUGAAUCCGCCGCUACUACAGCUGUUAGUUCUAUGAACAAUUUUGAAUUAGGAGGUUUGAUUUUACAUGUUGGUAAGGCGGUGAUUGGAGGUCCACUGAGCGAGGGUAUGAAAGCAAUCGAAAAACUACCCCCGCUUCCUGUUGGUGUAACCCCACCGCCUACUCUUGUAGCAUCUCCUUCUGUGUCUGCUGCAGCUGCGGCUGCUAAAGCUCAAAAUGCUGCAGCGAAAAUAGCAGCUGAUUUAGCAGCUAGAGGGCAAGCUGCAGUUGAGUCCGUCGCACAAGAAGAGAAUAUGAGUAUUAGCGCUAGUCAACGCUAUGCGAUUAUGCAGAAAUUAGCACGAGCUGAGUCAUCUCCAGUUGUGUGCAUUCGUAAUGCUGUUGCACCUUCAGAAGUUGACGAAACGCUUGAAGACGAAUUUCAAGAAGAAUGUAGUAAUUACGGAGAAGUUUGCAAAGUGGUUGUUCAUAUUGAUUCGGAAGAAGGCUUUGAAGGUGAACGAGGUUUGGUUAAAAUAUUUGUUCAAUUUGAAGAAGGAGCCGACGCAGUGAAAGCCAAAGAGAAAUUAGAUGGUCGAUGGUUUGGAGGACGUCGUAUAAAUGCUACUUUAUUCGAUCUUAAAAAGUUUCAAACAGGAGAUUACUCUAACUAA